AUGGACAAAGUCUUCAGCCAUCUGACAGGACACUGUGUUGAAGUCUACGUCGAUGACAUGGUCGUCAAGUCCCCAAGCCAUCAACAACACACUAAAGAUUUGGAGGCAGUAUUCUCCGCCCUGCGCCAGUACAAUCUCCGCCUAAAUCCCGAUAAAUGUGUAUUCGGCGUCGACCGGGGGGCAGGUGCCGGCAUUGUACUAGAGGGCCCCAGCGAUAUACUCAUUGAAAAAUCCAUCUAUUUUGCCUUUAAGACGUUUAACAAUCAAGCCGAGUACGAAGCCAUCCUUGCCGGCUUAUCCCUGACCCGCGAGGUUGCUGUCAAGUCACUAACAUGCAAAACCGAUUCCAAGCUUACUAUCGGCCAUUUAAAUGACGAGUUCCAUAUCAAAGACCCCACCCUCCUACAAUACUACCAUCUGGUCCGAAAAGUCGUCCAGUCUGCCUUUGAACAAGUUCGCAUCCAACACAUUCCUAGAUCCGAAAAUGUCAGAGCUGACAUAUUAUCCAAACUAGCCAGCACCAAGUUAAAGAGCCACCACCGAUCACUAUUGCAGCAAACACUGUCCGCCCCUUCCAUCACAAAUACUUGCCAUACCAUAACCCAAUACCAAGCCGACAAUUGGACAACUCCUUACAUUCAGUACCUUCAAACCGACAACCCUCCACCUAACGCUGACAGAACUUGGAUAACUAAAGCCGCCAAGUACAUAAUGAUAGGCAAUGACCUGUACAAACGCAGAUACGGCCAACCACUCCUCAAAUGCGUCACUACAGAACAAGCUCAGUACAUAAUUAAAGAAUUACAUGAAGGCAUAUGCGACUAUCAUUCCGGUGCACGCACCAUGACUACCAGAAUCCUUCGCGCCGGUUACUUUUGGCCAACCAUGGAAGCAGACUGCCAAGACUUCGUCAAAAAAUGCAUACCAUGCCAGAAACAUGGCAACCUUAUCCACCAGAAACAAGAGCAGCUUCACUCUAUACUAUCCCCGUGGCCCUUCGCAAAGUGGGGAAUGGACAUCCUCGGCCCUUUCUCCCCCAGCAAAGGUCAAGUAAAGUUCUUAAUAGUAGUCGUCAACUACUUCACCAAGUGGAUAAAGGCCAAACCCUUAGCCACCAUUACAGCCCAGCAAGUCCAACAAUUCGUUUGGAAGGAUAUUAUAUGCUGGUAUGGUGUCCUACAUACAAUCAUUACCGACAAUGGCCGACAGUUUAUAGAUAAAGAACUUGCUAAAUUCUAUACCGGUCUAGGCAUCAAACAUGUAACUCGCUCUAUUGAACACCCGUAG
Molecule: messenger RNA, 1287 nt
Organism: Vigna unguiculata (cowpea)
Lineage: Eukaryota; Viridiplantae; Streptophyta; Magnoliopsida; Fabales; Fabaceae
Source: RefSeq, a predicted model, not a curated record